CGUAAACCCUCGAAUUCGUUUUUGCCCGUCGGAAUUCCAGUUUUUGCGUCGCGGAAAUGGUUGCACGGAGUCGGGUUCUCUUUCAUUACCAGUCUUUUCAAAUGCUUUCCAUCCGAAUGCCUACCAUCCGAGUCUCUCAAUGCCUCUCAGUAGAUACCCCAAUCAGGACAUCCCAACCACAGCGAAGCAUCGAUGUCGAGAACUUACCUAGAAUUGAGUGCUUGUUCGUCGGACCGUCGAGCAAAUCGACUGAGAACUCCACACCCAACAUCACAGGAUCACGCUUCCAUCCAUGUCCGUAGAGCUCAUUUUCUCAGCAGCAAACAGUCACCCACAGGAGGCUCUGCUCUCCAGAGAGAAGCGCUGCGAUAUUCAGUGUUCUUGUUCACAAACGUGAGUCUCCUUGGGAAAUGCAAUAUAUGUCUUAUGUAUGCUGAAAAUCGCACAAAGUGACUGAUUCUGGAAGACCGGAGUUAAGCCCUCUCGUAGGUUCGCCGCUGUACAUUGCUACGAAUCCGCUCAAGCGUUAACAAUUGCACACAGAAUUCCAAUCCCCCAGUAUCUUACUUAUUCCACCUUCAAGUUUUCUUUCUUUUGCUUUUUAUAGUUCUCAAGCAAAAUGGUAUGAAAGAGACAGAUUCGUUCUCUUUUUUCGUGAAAUUGAUAUUUUGAAGACGAGCAACGCAGGGAAUGAAUGCGUCUUGCAAUGCAGAUGAUUACAGUAUCUACCUACGCAAACUCUUCUUCCCCCUGCAAGCCACAAUUCUGGCUGCAGCCUCAGGAAUGGCUAGCCGAUGAAAAAUUGCCCCUGACACGAGUGUGCGUGGCAGCUUUCUCCGUGCCAGGCAUACUCGUGAGCCGUCAUAUGAGUUUUUUCCUUCUCCAGUGCCACCGGGAGCCUGCAUGAGUACCACAAGUACCACAGAUCCCAUGCUCAAGGAGACAAAAAAAGGCUGCAGUAUGGCCGAGACGCGUCUCAGGAAAUUGGAUUCCAUUUGAUUUGCGAGCUAGGAUGGCCUCACGAACAUCCGUCUCCCUCAAAUCUGCGUAGGAUUCUUUCAGGGAUUGUAUGAGGGUUAUGUGACACGAGGUUAUCCUAUCAAUGUUGCAAUCAUCGGGUAUAUAUAAUGUGUAUUUCCUGCCUCUCAUGGUUGGACCAAACCAUUGCUUCACAUUGCUUCACAUUGCUUCACGAAUACAACAGUUGAUUUCGAGAUCAUUUUGAUACCACACAUUGUGUCUACGCUGUCUUUAGUCUAUUUGAGCCACGCAAUCGACUGACUUGGUAACAAUCUACCAUCAAGUCAAACAUGUACCUCCAUUCUAUCGCAAAUCAGCUGGGGAGUAGCCUAUUGAAGAGGAAAGCGAAAUUCCAACAAGGAUGGAAAAGUAAGGUGGUCAAACAAACGCAAACAGACAGCGAAACGAACCCACUUCCGAUGGAAAACUAUUCGCCAUACGCAUAUACACAGUUUGAAAAAGGACUGAGCAGUACUAUAACAAUAUCUGAUCUUCCCGGGCUGUGCGUACUUCAACUCAAUACCACUACCUUGGAAUGCUAACCUGUAUAAGAAGGACGCCUGAUGGAGGAAGAGGAGAAACCGACCAAGAAGCGGACUCAAAUGACAGCUGUCCCUCACUUGAUGAUGAUUCUGGCUCCGCCAACAAUGGUUCUAUGAGUGAGCUCCUUAUAUAUGGAACAAGACAUCAGCCAGUUAAUGAUUCUUUUUACAGUAACGGAUUACUCGACAUCCGAUUCUCCCUCGAACUCCCGUUCUAACUCACCACCCGUCGAAUGCCUCAAUCCUCUUUACGAUCCCGCAGAAGUUUCACCACUCAACAGCAAUUCUUUCGUAUAUCGAGCAAGCUCUGCACUAGAUACGAAUUCGCGUAUGGCCGGAGAAGUGAACAGGCCUCCGAAACACAUCCAAGGAAACAUGUAUUUUGAUUAUUCCCAACAUGGACUGAAUCCUUACAACAAUAGGGUUACCUACCAACAAGCAAACGAUAUCCAUUCUGAUCGUGCAUUUCACAUAUCAGCCGCUUCCUCUGUUGCUUCACAAGAAGACUCUUAUCCGGCCGCCUCUUCGCACUGCUCAUCCAAAAAUUGGAGGGGACGCUGAACUACUCACCUACUGUUCUGAGCAAAGAGAAUAUGGGGCAAACUGAUCUGUUAUCAAUGUUCAAUCUUCACACCAUUGAUGAUUCCAAACCUAAGUAUCACCACGGGCUAUUCACAUGCGCAGCAACCUCAAAUCCUGGUACAUCAUCUUUCGAAGGAAUUUCAGAACUUGGUAAGGUUUCGUCGAGCUCUUCAUCGUCAAGCAGCGGUAAUGUCUUUGGUAUUUCGAAUAACACAUCUAUCAACAGAGAUACUACUGAAGGUGGGAAAUCUGGCCCGUCGACAGCACAAACCAAGCGCAAUUCAAUAUUGGGGGCCCCAAUUGAAACUGAAGCACAUGGACUAAGAUUUUUCCAUAACGUCGCUAUGCCUGAUACAUUUUGCCCGAAUCACCAUACUGGAAACAGAUAUCGUGCUUGUGCUGGAUCCGGUUGGCUUACUUUCCCGCACCUCAAGUAAGUUUCUCAUCUCUGUAGUACCUAACCUUCGUCGGAAUUAGAGGCUCACGUAUCAUUACAGAGAACACACUAAAAACAGACACAAAGCUGAAGAAUCAUCACCAUUCAAGUGCAGUGGUUGCCAAGCACCCUUCGAAAAUGAAAAGUCCUUGAAAGCCCAUAACGAUUUUGAAGACUGUGAAAUAAAGUGCUCGCAAUGUCCUGAAACGUUCGACAGUAAAGCGUCACGUAAAUCACACCAAGAUAAGAUGCAUCCCAACGGUGGCAAUUCGAUCAUCUACAAAGAAAUCGUUGACGCGAAAUGGAAUCGUCUGAAUUCUGAAUGUAAAAGAUAUCUAGCUGAGUUGAAGAAAAAAGGAGAGGAGGGAGUGGAUCCAGGACUCAGGGAAUGGGUAGCAAGGAACACAAACCGAUACAGAAAAAACCGCAAAGACCCAAAGCCGUUUGUAGAUCUUGGGCAGUGGUACAUUUCAUUCCGUGUACUCAAUCUUAAUGAGAAGAUUCCUGAUCACCCUUGUAAGUCCCCAACAACAAAACUCCUUAAUUUCAACAUUCUUACCAUGCCUUCAGUCUAUGAUUAUUACCCAUCUGGCGAACUUGCAAUAGCAAAGAUUACUGUGAUAUUCCGAGGUCUCUUAGAAGCAGAAAUAUGUGAGCACGGAUUCCCAGCUCAAAACCCGGAAUUCCCGGGUCUAUACGUACGUUUUUUCAGUAACGUCCUUGAAAAAACUCUUCGGAUAGCACGAAAUACAGGGAUUAAACCAGACGGCAGAUCGCGACUGGCUGAAGAUACUUCGAUGGACGAAUCUGCACCAGCAGCCGCAGCCUAUGGACCACAAAACACAUUACUAUCAAACACAACCUCAAAUGGAAUGGGAACCCUUUUGACGAGUACCCCAAUGCUUCCGCACCAGCAACAACAUACUAUGCAGCAAGAUGCUACGCAACAAGAUGCUAUGCAACAAGAUGCUAUGCAACAAGAUGCUAUGCAACAAGAUGCUAUGCAACAAGAUGCUAUGCAACAAGAUGCUAUGCAACAAGAUGCUAUGCAACAAGAUGCUAUGCAACAAUACGCUAUGCAACAAUACGCUAUGCAACAACAUGCUAUGCAACUAUUCCCAGGCGUUGGGAACGCGCAACACCUCUCUGCAGAAAACCAGGCAGUACCCGGUAUUGCAAACAUGACCUCUGGAACUGGUCCAAUCUACGACCCGAAUAUGUACCAAGCACAUCAAUUACCACAAUUGUCGGGAUCAUAUUCUUUCGAUCCAAACCAGAGCAAUAAUGGGUUCUACCCUCCGGACCAGCCGGACGCACCGGUGCAUGAGCAGAACUGGAUGACGAGAGGACAACACCAGUAGAUCAAAUCAGAGAGACCAUGGGACUUUAGCGUUUGAAAAUUGUUCGCCAGUUCAUUUCUUUUAUUUCGAGGUUUAAUUUGAAGGUGGAUUAGGAGGAACUAUAACAUCAUGAUGGAGGAAGGCACCAAUAGGGGCCGUGACUAUUUCUUUUGUCGCUUUAUGGUUUUGGGAUUCUGAUUCGUUAGUUUUGUUUUUGACUCGCGCUUAUUUUUCCUUUGCAAGAUUAUUUCACAUUCAAUGGUUUAGCUUGCGAAUUCAACUAAGUUAGCAAUUCAGACAUUAAUAAUC
This is a messenger RNA of Hymenoscyphus albidus, 4229 nucleotides long. The record is from the annotation of a GenBank genome assembly. Lineage: Eukaryota; Fungi; Ascomycota; Leotiomycetes; Helotiales; Helotiaceae.